Messenger RNA from Thunnus maccoyii (southern bluefin tuna), 697 nucleotides. RefSeq names its product mitochondrial ribosomal protein L35 (gene mrpl35). The coding region runs from base 80 to 610 and encodes 176 amino acids. Gene Ontology annotation, molecular function: structural constituent of ribosome. Gene Ontology annotation, cellular component: ribosome; mitochondrion. Gene Ontology annotation, biological process: translation. The transcript is spliced from 4 exons. The record is from RefSeq and is a predicted model, not a curated record. NCBI's taxonomy places the organism in Eukaryota, Metazoa, Chordata, Actinopteri, Scombriformes, Scombridae.
GCACUUACGUUUGACGCCGCAAAACAUGAGAUUUGUCCCAACCAGGACCCCGUAGUCACACCGACAUUGAGGAAGAAACAUGGCGGCGGCUCUGGCGAGGACGGUGUCCGGGCUGCUGAGGCCGCUGUCUGUCUCAAUAUGCGCCAGGACACCAAAGAUGUGUCAGUUCUCCAGCUUCAUCCAGCCUCAGCCUUUCUACAGCUCUGCUGCAGCCGCUGUCCGCGCUCCUCUGCGUGCUGCAGUGUGUCAGGCACCCCGGUUUAGCAUCCUGCAACGUGUGUCAGCUCUUGCUCCGUCUCUGACUCUGCAGCCCAGCAGAAGUCUGACGUACUACAGUCUGAAGAAGGGAAAGAGGAAGAGCGUGAAAUCUGUGACAGAAAGGUUCAUGAGGCUGCACUGUGGCCUUUGGAUCAGACGCAAGGCUGGAUACAAGAAGAAACUGUGGAAGAAGAAACCUGCCAGACGAAAGCGCCUGAGGGAGCAUGUCUUCUGUAACAAAACACAGAGCAGACUUUUGGAUAAAAUGACAACAUCUUUUUGGAAAAGGAGGAACUGGUAUGCAAAUGAUCCAUACCUGAAGUACCAUGACCGGGUCAACCUUAAAGUGUAAUGUGACGAUUUGUGCGAUGGCAUCUUGUUUUCUGGUUGAAUAUAAUGUAAUGAUGUAAUAUACAUAAUAAAGUCCUGUCUAAAAGGA